CUAGGAUCAUCUGCCCAAUGCUAUUGGUCGCCCAAGGCGCAACAGAGCUUUCCUGAUUGAUCGACGUUCUUCUCGUCUCGGUUCCUGGCCCGCCUCCUGUCUCCCACCCUCCGCUAGUUCGGUCCUUAGGUAGACCAUGGCCCUGAGAGCAUGUGGCUUGAUCAUCUUCCGAAGAUGCCUUGUUCCCAAAUUAGACAACAGUGCAGUUGAGUUUCUACUGCUGCAGGCGUCAGAUGGCAUUCAUCACUGGACUCCUCCCAAAGGCCAUGUGGAACCAGGAGAGAAUGACUUGGAAGCAGCUCUGAGGGAGACCUGGGAAGAAACAGGCAUAGAAGCAGGCCAACUGACUAUUAUUGAGGGGUUCAGAAGGGAGCUCAAUUAUGUGGCCAGGAAGAAGCCUAAAACAGUCAUCUACUGGCUGGCAAAGGUGAAGGACUAUGAUGUGGAGAUCCGCCUCUCUCCCGAGCACCAGGCCUACCGCUGGCUGAGGCUGGACGAAGCCUGCCAGUUGGCUCAGUUCAAGGAGAUGAAGGAAGUGCUACAAGAAGGACACCAGUUUCUCUGUUCCACAGCAGCUUGAGCUGACAGGAGCCAGAGUCAUUUGGCUUUUCCUGGAUUGGCCUUGGUAGGAUCCCUGAGGGCCUUCUGAAAUGAGCCCACCCUCCAGUCCAGCUUUGGGGAAGGCUGUGCUGUCUCUGUUUCAUCACAGCGAAGAACAGAUAAGUUAGUGAAAUCGGUUGAGGGCUCUCAGAUGAGAACAAGCAAAAAUCUUGGCUGGAUGGAAAGAAAGGCAAAGGAAGAGCUAACAUUUUUUAAAAGGCCAGGUCCAGUAAAUCAUCCUUGUACUUUAUAAAUAAACACCAAGCAGCUUAUCUGUCCUUCUAA
Molecule: messenger RNA, 885 nt
Organism: Choloepus didactylus (southern two-toed sloth)
Lineage: Eukaryota; Metazoa; Chordata; Mammalia; Pilosa; Megalonychidae
Gene: NUDT2
Product: nudix hydrolase 2
Exons: 3
Coding region: 137-580 (147 amino acids)
Biological process (GO): AMP biosynthetic process; ATP biosynthetic process
Molecular function (GO): bis(5'-nucleosyl)-tetraphosphatase (asymmetrical) activity
Source: RefSeq, a predicted model, not a curated record